Messenger RNA from Darwinula stevensoni, 2082 nucleotides. NCBI's taxonomy places the organism in Eukaryota, Metazoa, Arthropoda, Ostracoda, Podocopida, Darwinulidae. The record is from the annotation of a GenBank genome assembly.
AUGAUCCACUCCAGUCGAGAUCAGCCGAUCCCUUAUCGGGCGAGCUGGGAUGAGCAUUAUGGAUGGAUGAGUUCAUCCCCGUCGGAGGGGAUGAACUCAUCCACCCGAGCGGUUGACUCCGAGGAAGUCGGAGUGAAGCACAUCUUGAAGGAAAUCGAUGGUCAUAUAAGAUGUGGACAAUUGACCGCCAUCAUGGGGCCCAGCGGGGCCGGGAAGACUUGUUUCAUGAACGUCCUCGCUGGUUACACGACAAAGGGAGUGACGGGAGCGGUGACGGUGAACGGGAGGGCGAGGAACCUAAGGAAGUUCCGGAAGCUGUCGGCGUACAUCACCCAAGAAGAUCACCUGAUGGAGUGCUUGAGCGUGGGCGAGUCCAUGGCCAUGGCCGCCAACCUCAAGCUGCCUGCCACCUUGUCCAAGGAAGAGAAGGCAAACGUCGUGGCAGAGAUCCUGGAGAAUCUGGGUUUGUGCGAAUGCGUGAAGACCAGAGCCCAGUCUCUAUCGGGAGGUCAAAGGAAACGGCUGUGCAUCGCCCUCGAACUGGUUAACAAUCCUCCCAUCAUGUUCUUCGAUGAACCCACCAGUGGACUGGACAGUUUGUCGUGCGAGCAGUGCAUCAAUCUGUUGAAUACUCUGGCAAAGGAAGGAAGGACGAUCAUCUGUACUAUCCAUCAGCCAAGUGCCAAAAUCCUGGAGAUGUUCUCGCAACUCAUUCUACUGGCGGACGGCAGAUGCUUCUACGCCGGUUCCGUGAAAUCCCUCGUCCCCUACCUGGGGGAAACCCACGACCUUCACUGCCCUCCCUAUCACAACCCUGCCGACUAUGUGUUGGAGUUGGCAGGGGUUCAGCAUGGAAUGUUGGAGCAAUUGGUCCAGGCCACAAGAGAUGGCAAGUGUCUCGAAUACGAUCUGGAACAUAACAAGGACUUCUUCCGCACCAGUAGCAAGUUAAGUCGUCAGAACACCUUGAUGUCGAGGCAGAACUCCACGCAACCCGACAGAGUUCGAGGAGGAGGUGAGAAGAGGGAAGACAUAGAAAUGAAGGCGCGCAUGGAAAUGGGUCUCUUGGAGGAGAAGCUUGAAGUGGAGGAGGAAGGGGACGAACACGUACCCAGCUUCGCCGUUUCUUUUUUUACUCAACUCCGGAUUCUCACCUACAGAUCUCUUCUCUCCACCAUACGCGACAAGAACAAUGGCUACAACCGGAACUUCAUCAAACGUACAAUUCAGCGGUUCCUUGAGACAAACUCUACAGAAGAUCGUCAUCGAUCAGGUCGACCGAAGUCUGUGUCAACCACUGCCAACAUCAAAAGGAUGCUGAUGAACGUGAGGAUAGCCUCCCACAUAGGGAUGGGUCUGCUCAUCUCAUUGAUGUUCGUUGGCCUGGGUGACGAUGCGUCCAGGGUCUACAACAACUUGUCUGCAAUCUUAUUCACCAAGUUCUUCCUCAUGUUCAGCUCCAUGUUGUCCACCAUUCUCACAUUUCCUCUGGAGAUGCCAGUGCUGGUACGAGAGACUAUGAACUCAUGGUACAACCCCAUAACCUACUAUCUCGCCAAAACGAUCAUUGACAUCCCCUUUCAGAUUAUAUUCACCCUCUGCUACCUGGUGAUUGUUUACUUCAUUACGUCGCAGCCGCUCUCGACGGAACGGUUCCUGAUGUACUUCGCAAUUUGUGCCUAUGUGUCCCUCAUUUCACAAACCAUGGGACUCCUCAUUGGUGCCGCUUUCAAAAUUCAGACUGCUGUAUUCGUGGGUCCGGUGUGCUCGGUCCCGUUGUUCCUCUUCUCCGGGUUUUUCCUCAGUGUAAAGGCGAUGCCACAAUACUAUACAUGGAUCUCUUAUCUCUCGUUCAUGAGGUACAUCUACGAGGGAUCCAUGUUUUGCAUCUAUAGCUUCGAUCGGGAGGAUCUCACGUGCAAGCAACCGUUUUGCCUCUUCAAGGACCCAAAACAGUUCCUCGCUCAGGUGGACCUCGAUCACAAUGUCUACUGGGAUGAUUUCUGGAUCCUUUUCGGCUUUGUUCUCGCCUUACGAAUUGCUUGCUACAUUCUGCUUCGGUGGAGGCUCCUGCUGCGAUAA